AUGGUUUAUGAUGUUGAGAGGCAGAAUAGGGAUUGGAGGAGGCUUCAGUACGAGCAUGAGGUUGGGAACAAUCCUCUAAAUUACGAUUCCUGGACUGGUUACAUACGGCUAGAAGAAGAUAGUGCUCCAGCUCCAGCCAAUAAGCACAGAAUUAGAGAGCUCUAUGCCAGAGCUUUAGCUAAUGUUCCUCCGCUUUGCAAGCUGCUUUGGAAGCGCUAUGUUGAUUUUUGGAUCGACUAUGCACGGUAUGAGGAAUUUGUUGCUGCUGGAGGAGAUGCCGUGGAACGAACCAGACAAGCGUAUAGGCAGUGCCUUGAAUUGAUUCCUCAUACCAAGUUUUCGUUUGCGAAAGCAUGGCUUCAUGCGGCCCAGUUUGAGAUUCGACAGCUGAAUCUCGAGGGGGCGCGCAAGAUCCUCGGCGCGUCAAUAGGCUGUGCACCUAAAGCUGCAAUAUUUGACAAGUACAUAGAGAUGGAGCUGAGACUUGGGAAUGUAGAUCGAUGUCGGAAACUGUAUGAGAAUUAUCUGGAUUGGUCACCACGGAAUAGCAAUAAUUGGGUCAAGUACGCAGAGCUAGAGAAGACUCUGGGUGAGGAAGAACGAGCAAGGGGGAUUUUCGAACUUGCCAUUGGGCAGCCGCAACUUGACAAGCCUGGAUUGUUGUGGAAGGCUUACAUUGACUUUGAGAGAUGGGAGGGUGAGGUUGAGAGAGCUAGACAGAUUUACGAGAGACUCUUAGACCGGACACAGCACCUAAAGGUGUGGAUCAGCUAUGCAAAAUUUGAGGCACAAGGUCAUCAAUCCAAGGAUUCUCUUGUUGCACAAGGAAGAGAGGAACAAUGUGUAUGCAUUCAGCGUUGUAGAGGGGUUUUCGAGAGAGCUGUCAAGUACUUGGAUAAGAAUAAUAAAUUGAAGGUAGAAAGGUUGAUGUUGCUAAAAGAAUGGUUGAUAAUGGAGACUAGCUUUGGGGAUAUGGGUGAUGUUAGCCUAGUUAAAGCUAAGUUUCCAAUGAAUUCAAUGCGAAGAGGAAGAGGCCUUGCAUCCCCUCUCCCUCUCCGUUGUUCUCAUCAAUACUUGUCCAGAAAGUAA
Prunus avium (sweet cherry) is the source of this 1089-nucleotide messenger RNA. The record is from RefSeq and is a predicted model, not a curated record. Lineage: Eukaryota; Viridiplantae; Streptophyta; Magnoliopsida; Rosales; Rosaceae.